Aspergillus oryzae RIB40 is the source of this 360-nucleotide messenger RNA. RefSeq lists its product as uncharacterized. Lineage: Eukaryota; Fungi; Ascomycota; Eurotiomycetes; Eurotiales; Aspergillaceae. The record is from RefSeq and is a predicted model, not a curated record. Bases 1 to 360 code for a protein of 119 amino acids. The transcript is spliced from 2 exons.
AUGAAUAUGGGCAGUGUUUACCAACCUCGACAUCAGCAAGUCUGCUACUCGGCGAUCCUGGACAAGAAGCAGCCUGUACCGGUUUCAGAUGCUACAGAGGUGGACAAAAAGCAAGAUGAAGUGGUUUAUGAAAAAGUUGAUCAGUCCACCCCACAGCUGGGAAUAGACCCGAACCAGCAAGAUAUUUCAGCAUUUCCAAUGCUGAGCGAUAAAGGCUUCUUGGCACAGCUCCAGGAGUUUCAUGAAGCCUUAGUCAAAGCCAUCGUCAAUAUUGUGGAGCGUUGGUGGGACGACAGUGUCUCCGAUUUUCCCUCUAGAAUGCCGCUUGAACCGCAGGCAGAGGAGAUUCUGAAGUACUAA